AAAGCCAAAAAAAAAAAAGAAAACAGUAAUAAAAGCUGGAACCCUCUGCAUUUCUCUCUCGUGGCUCUCAAGUCUUCCACCAAGUAGUAAUUUUAUUUCUUUUUUGGCCUGUGAUUCAGCUUCCUAUGCUUUCUCUAGAUCUUUCUCUUCUCUCUAAAUUCCUAGGUAUUUGAAUUUUGAUAUUCUUUCUUCUCUUUAGAGCAACAUUUCUUCCAAAGUGGGAUAUGUUGAUCUCUUUCAUACCUCUGCACAUAAAGAAGCCUUCCAUUUGUUUUCAAUCUGAGUCCAAGUCUCAACAAGCCAAGAACAAUGAUUUACCCAUUAGUUUCCACUAAAAACCCAAGAAGUUUAACCAAUCCAAGAAUCCCCAGAAUCCAGGAGAGGUACAAAAAGUUAUCUAACUUUCAGUCAAGAUCAAUAUUCAGAUCUUUUCAGCAUCAUAAUGCUAUUCCUAAUAGCAAUACAGUUAACAAGGACAUAAAACCCAAAAUCCAACUCAUAAACCCUAUCAUAGUGACCAACCCAGGUGAGGUUUGUGUCAGGAUUGGCAGGAAAAGCAAGGAAUAUGAGGAGAGGAAAGGUUUAUCCCAAGAAGGUUUUAAGGAAAUGUUGGCUUUGUGUGGGUUGGGAUAUUGGGUGCAAGGUUUUAGGUGUUUUCCAUGGUUGGCUCUAAACUUCCACAUGGCUCACAAUCUUAACUUGCAUCCUUCAACGUUGCAGCUAGUGCAGAACUCUGGUAACUUUCCCAUGGUAGCUAAGCCUCUGUAUGGAAUUCUCUCUGAUGCUCUCUACAUCGGGGGUGCUCGUAGAAUACCUUAUAUUGCCAUCGGAGUCCUUCUGCAGGUCUUGUCUUGGGGGCAAUUGGCUUUGAUUCCAGUUGCAGGUCAAGCCCUUCCUACCCUCAUGGCAUGUGUUCUUUUAAGUAAUCUAGGAGCAUCCAUUACAGAAGUUGCAAAGGAUGCUCUUGUGACAGAGUAUGGCCAAAAACAGAGAAUUACUGGACUCCAGUCUUAUGCUUUCAUGGCUUUAGCCGCUGGCGGGAUCCUGGGCAACUUACUAGGGGGAUAUUUCUUACUCAAAGCACCACCCAGAACCAUGUUCCUCAUAUUUUCAGUUCUAUUAUCUCUUCAGCUUGCAAUUUCUUUAUCAGAAAGAGAGGAAUGUCUUGGUUUAGCCCGACCUUCGGAUUACAUUCUUAAAAGACAAACAAUUUCAGAAAUUAUCAGAAUGCAGCUAUCUGAUCUUAUGGUUGCCAUCAGCGAGGACAGCAUAUUCCGACCUCUAACUUGGAUUGUAGCUUCUAUUGCCAUGGUUCCUAUUCUGUCAGGCUCAAUCUUUUGUUAUCAAACUCAAUGUCUACUUCUUGAUCCUUCUGUUAUUGGAAUGUCCCGAGUAAUUGGCCAAUUGAUGCUUCUAUCCUUGACUGUGCUUUUUGACCGCUAUUGGAAACAAAUUCCCAUGAGGAAAUUGAUUGGUGCUGUACAGGUUUUGUAUGCAUCUUCCCUUCUUCUUGACCUCGUUUUGGUAAGACAGAUCAAUCUAGGAAUGGGAAUUCCCAAUGAAGUGUUUGCCCUUUGUUUUUCUGGUUUAGCAGAAACUCUUGCACAAUUUAAGGUUCUUCCUUUCUCAGUGCUGCUGGCAACUCUGUGUCCACGGGGUUGUGAAGGAUCUCUUACUUCUUUCUUAGCAUCAGCAUUGUGCCUGUCAUCAAUUAUUAGUGGAUUUUGGGGAGUUGGGUUGGCUGCUUUGCUUGGAAUAAAAUCUGGUGAUUACUCACGCUUGCCUGUAGGAAUAAUGAUACAGUUCCUUGCAGCACUAUUGCCUGUAGGAUGGAUUCAUCAAGUACCUAUGUCUCAACCUGUUCAGAAGGGAAGAAAGAAAGGUCUGAGUAGAAGAACUCGAAGAAACAGAAGGAUUGGAAGAGUAGUGGUUGGUUCAGUUUUUGUGUACCGGCAAGAAAGAGAAUCUGAGGUACAGCAGUAGAGAAACUAUUCAGUUUGGCAGUGAGAACCUUUUUUGGGCAUGAGCUGUAAAAGGAAAAAUGCAGGAUAGUUGAAGUCCCAUAUUUUAAUGACUUGAUGCCACCAUCUAUGAAUAUCAGUGCUUACUCAAGUAUCCUUUGGUGUCAACCAUCAUAGAGAUCAGAUCAUCACUGUGCAUGCAGCAGUUUUCCAACAUACGCAAAGGUCUUGCUUUUGAACAUUGUUCUUUUUGUUCUGAGCUCUGACUGUGGAAUGAGAACGCCAUGCAUUACUUUGGAAAUUUGUUGAAUUGGUCGACCUACUUCUUUCCAAGCUUCCUGCAACAAUAUUGGCUAGCAGUACCAACCAAGUUCAGAUAUCUGGGAACCCAUUAGCAAAGGAUGAUGAAGAAGAUUCGGGAUGGACCUGUGAAAGAUCCCUGAUCAUGUGCAGAUGAAUUGAAUUUGUAACCGAACAUUUACAUGGUUUUGUAGUUUGUAGUACAGGAAAGAUCCGGUUUUGGGAAAAAUAAGAAAAGAGCCACUUAUCAAUUCAA
This is a messenger RNA of Theobroma umbraticum, 2517 nucleotides long. RefSeq names its product putative folate-biopterin transporter 8, chloroplastic. Gene Ontology annotation, cellular component: membrane. The record is from RefSeq and is a predicted model, not a curated record. Lineage: Eukaryota; Viridiplantae; Streptophyta; Magnoliopsida; Malvales; Malvaceae.